AUGACCGUGCCUCCAGCAAGGAGCACCAGACAGACUGGCCUGGCCGCUCUCGCUUGCACUGGAUGCAGAAAGCAGCACCUCAAAUGCGAUGCGAAGAGGCCAGUGUGCUCGAGAUGCAUGCAGAACGGAGAGACUUGCUACUAUGAACCUUCUCGAAGAGGCGGGCGAAGGAAACCUCGCCCGCAGUCAAUUGCAUCCGAGGGACAAGGCACCCUGAUGUCCGGUGAUCGUCAGAUGCAGGAUAGGUCGAGCAUCAAUGCAACUGUCGCGCCGACCUCAACAUCCAGAGAAGCCUCAACAUGUGCUCCAGCAUCGGAACGCCGAAACAUCGGAAAUCAUACGGUCGCACCUAACUCAAGAGAUGGGCCUACUCCAGUCAAUCCCGAUGGUGAUCUACUAUCAUACCUCUCAGACAUGACAACCGAUCACCUAUCGUGGUUUAUGCCAACUCCGAGGGAUACGUCCAAUGGUAUCCGCUCUCACACAGACACUUCACACCGGCCCUCUUCUGAAAGCGAUCGAUAUCGCCGGCUCUACUACGAAAACUUCCAUACUGCGCAUCCAAUUCUCGUACCAGCGUCAAUGUACGCGUCUCGAGCUUACCCUCACUAUCUGCACCUCGCCGUCGACUUCGCCGGUUCCCACUACUCCCAAACGCCCCCUAGCGAAAACUUGAAAGGUGAAGUUGAAGCAGCGCUUGCUGCCAAUACAGAACUUUCAACCUGCGCAGUCCAGGCGCUAUUGAUUUACUCCAUCGUUCUCUUCUCUCGAGAUGAAAUCGACGAUGCUCACAUCGCGUUUGGCCGGUGUGCUGAAAUUGCCCUGGAAAUUGGCAUGAACCGUGCAGAUUUUGCUUCCUCGAGGCACCCAGAGAACUCAGUCGAGGCUGAAAGCUUGAGGAGAACAUGGUGGGAGCUCUUCGUCGCGGAUGUUUUGAUGGCAAUCCCUCUCAAGACCAUCUCCUUUCGGUGCAGUGCUGUCUCGCCGGAGGUGCCCUUGCCAUGCGAAGAGUCAUUAUACACUGGAAAUUGCGACCUCCCUGAACCACGCAAGGUUCUCGAGUUCAAGAGGAGAAUCCUGCUCGAAGAAGAUGUUGUGUUCUCUUCAUUCAGCUACCGCAUUGAAGCUGCAACCAUCCUUGGCCGGGUGCUGGUUCUCAACCGCCUGAAAGAUUACCACCGCGACCAUUUGCAGGCUAUCGAAAACGCGCUCGUCAGUUGGUCAAAUCACCUGCCGAUGGAGAAGAUGGAAAUUGUGGACCCAUACGGAAACAUGGAUGAGAUGAUGUUCCAGGCGCAUGUCAUCAUCGCUCAUGCGAGUAUGCUUCUUCACUUGCCACGAAGCCGCUUCUACCCUCUGUUGUCGAGUCCUCAAGAUGACUUCAUGCCCUACACGCAUCUUCACUCUUCAUCAGCGUCAACGCGGCUCGUACAGAGCAUCAAGGCUAUGAACGCUUCAAGACGGCUUUCGGACUACAUCUCGUUAUGUCCAAACAUUCAGAAACACACCCCAUUCAUUAUUCCCGCGCUCGCAAUGGCUGGUCUCACUCAACUCGCCACGUCCAAGAACCACUCCGAAGAAUGUUUCGACCACCACUACAACAGAGUAACAUUGGUACUUGGCUGCUUGAAAAAGAUGAAGCGGACGUGGCACCUGGCCGAGCCUGCAUACCACCGGGUGCGAUCAUGUGCCGCGAGGUUGAUCUCGGACUUAAUGGACAAGCUCAACUCUGAACCUCUGUCAAAGUCUGCGGUGUUGACACAGUCAACGCCGCGUGAGUCUGAAGAGAACAACAGCCCCACGGCCGAAGCCGUACCAGCGGUAGCGCAAGUUCAGCUAAUGCCCGAGCUAGACCCCAGUUUCAUUGACCCUAUUUGUUACAACUACUCUCUGUUCAGCUCUUUACCGGAAUUUCAGGACGGGUAG
Colletotrichum gloeosporioides is the source of this 1926-nucleotide messenger RNA. RefSeq lists its product as uncharacterized. Gene Ontology annotation, biological process: regulation of DNA-templated transcription; DNA-templated transcription. The transcript has 2 exons. NCBI's taxonomy places the organism in Eukaryota, Fungi, Ascomycota, Sordariomycetes, Glomerellales, Glomerellaceae. The record is from RefSeq and is a predicted model, not a curated record. Gene Ontology annotation, molecular function: DNA binding; zinc ion binding; DNA-binding transcription factor activity, RNA polymerase II-specific. The coding region runs from base 1 to 1926 and encodes 641 amino acids.